UCCAAAUUUGCCUAAAUACCUGUUCUAUGACAUGUACACUUCUACACUGCCGCAGCACGUAAAAACUACAAAAAUGAUUCUCCAAGGACAUAGUUUACAGGUCACAGCCGCAAACCCCCACCCUUCACCCACGCCCCAUCUUUGAGAAAUGACAACUUACACACGUGUCGGCGCCGUCACCGGUGCAAACAAAGGUGUAGGACUUGCCAUUGUCCGCCAACUCGCGUUGCAAUACCCGAAGUCAUCCUACAACAAUGGGCCCUUACUCAUAUACCUAACAGCACGAAAUGAGGAAAGAGGGAAGGCAGCAUUGGACUCAAUCAAGCAAGACCCACAGUUGAAGAGUGCGAAAGCGUUGCGCAGCCAUGGCGGCCUCGCUGAUAUCAAGUAUCUUCCAUUGGACAUCGACAGUCAGCAGAGUAUCAAGGAUUUCGCCACAGCUGUGAAGGAAGAAAAUCCUGAUGGAAUUGACUUCCUGAUCAAUAAUGCUGGAAUUGCCAUGGAUGGCUUUGACAAGAACGUGGUGAAAAAGACGCUGCAUUGUAACUAUUUUGGUACACUUGAGGCUACCCGACUUCUCUUGCCGCAUAUCAGGGAUGGGGGGAGACUCGUCAAUGUUGCAAGUAUGGCGGGUCAUCUCGAUUCAAGAUACUCCAGCAACAUCAGAUCUCGCUUCCUCAAUGCGAAGAAACCCGAAGAGAUAACUCAACUGAUGGAAGAAUUCGUAUCCGCCGUUUCCAAUGGCACCCAUGACAAGGAAUGGCCUAGCGUCGCCUACUCUGUGUCCAAAGCAGGUGUCAUCGGGGUGACGAGAGCCAUUGCUCGGGUCAAUGCUCAGGCAGGAAGUCAGACCCUGAUCAACUCGUGCUGUCCUGGCUGGGUGAAGACAGACAUGACAAAAGGUCGAGGAUACAAGACACCAGACGAGGGAGCUCAGACGCCCGUGCUACUAGCAUUCGGAGACAUCAAAGGCUCCAACGGCGAAUUCUGGCAGCAUGAGAAGAUCAUUAAAUGGGAGAAAUAGGCUCAUUCACUCUGUCAUAAGGCGGCACAAUGGACAUGCCUAUGAUGGUUAUACAUCCUUCGUGGGACUUUACGUUUUCCAGAAAGGUCUCACUCACGAUACGUCAGGACACGGCCGCGAAAUACUGCACUGUGUUGUGUGGUCUAGAAGUCUUUUCUCUCUUGGGUGGGCACAGGCCCAUGUAUGCGUGUUUCGUCCGGGUUGAUCCGCUCUCCACUGAUGGAAUUUGCGGAGGAAAUGCUUGCCAGCGUCAGCCGCCUGCAGCUGGACAGCCUU
Exophiala viscosa is the source of this 1300-nucleotide messenger RNA. Its product is annotated as carbonyl reductase. NCBI's taxonomy places the organism in Eukaryota, Fungi, Ascomycota, Eurotiomycetes, Chaetothyriales, Herpotrichiellaceae. The transcript is spliced from 2 exons. Gene Ontology annotation, molecular function: oxidoreductase activity. The record is from RefSeq and is a predicted model, not a curated record. The coding region runs from base 149 to 1024 and encodes 291 amino acids.